AUGACUGGUCCUGGCGUGAAGGACUAUGAAUGUUUGGAGGUUGAUGAUAUUGCUUCAAGUGAAGUGCAAAGGGUGGAUUUAGAUAACGAGUCAGUAGGAACCCCGCCCACCCAGCCAACACUAGACCUCCACUUCCGCUUCCGCCUGCGGAGGCCGCCAGGCGUUUUCCCGCCAACGCUCGGGUUUCCGCCUCUUGGGGCUCCGGGAGGCAGCGGGACAGCGCAUGUGCGGGGUCCGGUCCUGUUUCUAACUCGCCUGCGGCUCCGCGGACGCCGAGCUCUGGCGGUGAUGGAAACGAGCCUGCUGCGCCAGUGCCCGUUGCUUCUGCCUCAGAACCGAGAGAAAACCGUCUAUGAGGGAUUCAUUUCGGCUCAGGGAAGAGACUUCCACCUUAAAAUAUUGUUGCCUGAAGAUUUGCAAAUGAAGAAUGCAAGAUUACUGUGUAGUUGGCAGCUGAGAACAAUCCUAAAUGGAUACCAUCAAAUAAUACAACAGAGAAUGCAGCACUGUCCUGAUCUAGUGAGCUUUAUGAUGGAGUUGAAGAUGAUUUUGGAAGUUGCUUUAAAGAAUAAACAGGAGCUGCAUGCACCACCACCCCCUCCCCAGUUCUACUCGCGCCUUAUUCACGAGCUGGGAACCCUCGGCUGGGACAAAGUCGUGUAUAUGGAUACUGGCUUCAGCACCUUCAAGUUAAAAGCCCAAGAUGCUUCUGGUAGAGAGCAUCUGAUCACUCUCAAGUUGAAGGCGAAGUAUCCAGCAGAAUCCCCAGAUUGUGUUGUGGAUUUUCCUGUUCCGUUUCCCAUUUCUUGGACACCACAGAGCUCCUUAAAAAGCAUUCAUAGUCAGUUUUUGGCAGCGUUAGACUCACUGAAGGCAUUCUGGGAUGUUAUGGAUGAAAUUGAUGAGAAGACCUGGGUACUUGAGCCAGAAAAACCUACAAGGAGUGCAACAGCUCGAAGGAUUGCAUUAGGGACUAACACAUCAAUAAACAUAGAGGUGGACCCCCGACACCCCACUAUGCUUCCUGAGUGCUGCUUUCUGGGAGCUGACCACGUGGUGAAACCCCUGGGAAUUAAGCUAAGCAAGAAUAUACAUUUGUGGGAUCCAGAAAAUACUCUGUUACAAAACUUGAAAGAUGUUUUAGAGACUGAUUUUCCAGCCCGUGCUGUCCUGGACAGACCGGAUUUCACUAUGGAUUGUGGAAUUUGCUAUGCUUAUCAACUUGAUGGUGUGAUUCCUGAUCAAGUGUGUGACAACCCCCAGUGUGGACAACCUUUCCAUCAAACGUGCUUAUACGAGUGGUUGAGAGGACUACUGACUAGUAGGCAGAGUUUUAACAUCAUAUUUGGUGAAUGUCCAUACUGUAGUAAGCCAAUGACGCUGAAAAUGUCUGGAAGGAAGCCCUGAAAUAAGAAGGCAACAUUUGUGUGAAGAAAAUGGAAUCUUUGAAAAUUACCAAAAGGAUUUUAUUGCAUAUCUUCAGAGAAAAUAUAAAGCAAGAA
This is a messenger RNA of Trichechus manatus latirostris (Florida manatee), 1502 nucleotides long. It is a transcript of the gene FANCL, whose product is annotated as FA complementation group L. The transcript has 15 exons. Gene Ontology annotation, cellular component: Fanconi anaemia nuclear complex; nucleus. Gene Ontology annotation, biological process: interstrand cross-link repair; protein monoubiquitination. Lineage: Eukaryota; Metazoa; Chordata; Mammalia; Sirenia; Trichechidae. Bases 1 to 1407 code for a protein of 468 amino acids. Gene Ontology annotation, molecular function: ubiquitin protein ligase activity. The record is from RefSeq and is a predicted model, not a curated record.